CCGGAGUCACUUAAACGUGUUCAAAAUUUUUCUUUGAUUUGAUUUGAUAACCGGAAAAUAAUUGUUCCUUUUUUAGUGAAUUAAUUUAAUUGUGUCAAUUUAUUUUCUUUUUUUUCAAUUGUUUAUUGGAAACUUUGGGAUUUUAUUUAUGGAAAGAAAACCAUUUAUAGCUCCUGAAACUCAGGACAAUCCAAGAGGAUGGGGACCUUGUUCCAUAGCGGAAGCGUAUAAGGAUAUGCCUUACCAGCCUUUCUCUAAAUCUGAUAGACUUGGAAAGAUUGCUGAUUGGACUAAUCAAACUUAUGCCGAUAAGCGAAUGGCCAGUAAAUACAAUUCUCAGUUUGGUGUAGGUGCACAAUAUGCUUACAUUCAAGAGGAUGAUGAGAGCUCCUUCCAGUUGGUUGAUGCCGGUCGGGGUACUACUAAAGUUCAACGAGGUAAACUUAAGAUUGGUCAAAGGGUUCGUUCAAGAGGAGGUAAAUCUGGUCCUGGUGGUAUGCAAGUUUUAUCUAAAAAUUUAAGAGGCUCAGGUCGUGCAGUUGGUGGUCAGACUCGAGGUGGUAAAUGGCCUGCUAAAAAUGUCGGCAUGAAAGGUAGAUAUGAUCAGAAAGGAGCUGCUGCUAUGAAGAAAAGGGAAGCAUCGGUUGCUAUUAAAUCUACAUGGAAGAUUAUUGAAGAAAUGGAUUUUCCUCGUUUGGGUAAACUAUCAUUACCCUCUGUUGUUGAGCCUAAAGAUAUUAAAAAAUGUGGGGCUAUGGACUUUUACGAUAAACUUUAUGAUAGAGUGACUUGUAAAAAUGAGAAAAGAUUAAUCAGAGUGAAUAGAGUUUUCCACAAAGUUACCACCACCGAUGAUCCAAUUAUCCGUCAAUUGUCAAAAACUGAAGGAAACAUUUAUGCUACCGAUGCCAUUAUUGCUACAUUAAUGUGUUCCACUCGAUCAGUUAUUUCAUGGGAUUUACUUGUUCAAAAAGUUGGUGACAAAUUAUUUUUCGAUAAGAGAGAUGACUCAGAAUCUGAUCUGCUUACCGUUAAUGAGACAGCCGCUGAUCCACCUUAUUACGAUGAAGAUACCAAAAAUAGUAUUAAUUGGCCGAAAAAUUUAGCUCUGGAAGCGACAUUCAUUAACCAUAACUUUUCACAGCAAGUUCUUAAACAAGGAGAGGAACGAUUUGAAUUUCCAGAAAAAAAUCCAUUCGUUUCAGAAGAUGAAAUUGAACAAGUUGCUUCUGUUGGUUAUCGAUAUCGUAAAUUUGAUCUUGGUGAUGAUAUUCAGCUAAUCUGUCGUUGUGAACAUGAUGCGGUCACUCAUGGAUCGGGUAAAGAUGAGAUUCAAUUUAUGAACAUCAAGGCUCUUAAUGAAUGGGAUUCAAGACACUCUGGUGGAAUUGAUUGGCGACAAAAAUUGGAUGUACAACGAGGAGCAGUUCUGGCAAACGAAUUGAAAAAUAACUCUUGUAAACUUGGUAAAUGGACUGUCCAAGCGCUUCUCGCAGGAUCUGAUUAUAUUAAAUUUGGAUACGUGUCUCGAGUUCACAGUCGUGAUAGUACUAAACAUUCAAUCCUUGGUACUCAACAAUUUAAACCUAAAGAAUUUGCUGAUCAAAUUAAUUUGAAUAUGGACAAUGCUUGGGGUGUCCUUCGAUACAUCAUAGAUACUUGCAUGAAAUUACCUGAGGGCAAAUAUCUUCUUCUUAAGGAUCCCAAUAAACCAGCUUUACUUUUAUACGAUAUUCCCAAUGACACUUUUGAAACGGACGAUGGAGAAAGUGGAUCUGACGAUGAUGAUGACAAUGAUAAUUGAUCAAAACUUAUGUUUUCCAUGUCGUAAUUGUUUCGUAUCCUCAUCAUUUACUUUCAAAUGUAAUAAGGUGAUGAUAAUAUGAAGCAAGAGAAAAAAAAUCAACGUUUGUCAAUCUAAACGUAACACUUAUAAACAUCAACAAUUGUCCAAUGAACUUCAACUAAUCCGAUAUUUAUAGUAACAUCAAUCAUGAAAAAAGAUACAUUUAUGUUAUUGGUGAUUAAAUAUCAAUGACUCUCCUCUUAACAAAUCAAAAAAAAAACUUGAUUAAACAUCACAAUUGAUUUGAUUCUAUUCAUUGUGUAACUUUAAAGUUGUAAUAAUAAUUGUAAAAUUAUUAAUCCAGCAA
Molecule: messenger RNA, 2153 nt
Organism: Panonychus citri (citrus red mite)
Lineage: Eukaryota; Metazoa; Arthropoda; Arachnida; Trombidiformes; Tetranychidae
Gene: eIF3d1
Product: eukaryotic translation initiation factor 3 subunit D-like
Exons: 3
Coding region: 149-1804 (551 amino acids)
Biological process (GO): translational initiation
Cellular component (GO): eukaryotic translation initiation factor 3 complex; cytoplasm
Molecular function (GO): translation initiation factor activity
Source: RefSeq, a predicted model, not a curated record